Messenger RNA from Anthonomus grandis grandis, 893 nucleotides. Its product is annotated as protein takeout-like. The transcript has 5 exons. NCBI's taxonomy places the organism in Eukaryota, Metazoa, Arthropoda, Insecta, Coleoptera, Curculionidae. Bases 46 to 843 code for a protein of 265 amino acids. The record is from RefSeq and is a predicted model, not a curated record.
UCUACUUAUUGACAUCCAUAUAUAAGUAAGUCCCCAUCUCAUUUAAUGGCAUUUUUUAUUGGUGCUAACGCUUCAGACAAUAUGCGCUGCAAAUUCUUGAAAAGUUGUACUUUAGUCGCUUUUGGGUUUUUAAGUGUUUUAAUUGAAGAGUCCCUCCAAGGCCUUAAUUCAGGAUUUCCUACGUGCAAAGUUAAUGAGCCUGAGUUUCAGGCAUGCCUGGAUAAGGCUAUAGAAGGCGGCAUUAAAUUUCUAAAGAAAGGUUUACCAGGGUAUAACUUAGCUGCUCUAGAACCCUUCACUUUGCCCUCAUUGCAAAUAGGAGCGGGAGAAGGGGCGGUACAUUUAGUGCAAAAUUACAAAGAUGUUAUGAUUCAUGGCUUUACCGAUGUGAUUGUGAAUAAUUCACACGUAGACCUAGAAAAGAAAACUUUAUCUUUUUCGACGUUUCAUCCAAGACUAUCGCAAAACUCUGAAUAUGACAUUAAUGGGAAAAUCUUGGUAUUGCCUGUAAGGGGAAAGGGGCCUUCGUUCUUGACAUUAGAAAAUCUAUUUUCCAACCACGUGCUCCAGUUUGAUGAGACCCAAAAAGAUGGAAAAACCUACUGGGUCCCAAAAGAUUAUUCUUUGAAAAUGUACCCCAAUCACGCCACGUACAAGUUCGAUAAUUUGUUUGAUGGAAAUAAGCUUUUGGGCGAUAAUAUUAACGAGCUGAUCAACAAGGAGUGGAUGACGAUUUUUGAGGAUGUUGGACAGGGAUACGCGGCUGCUUACGCCAAAAUAUUUUUGAGUUAUGCAAAGAAAAUUUUUGGUAAAGCACCAAUUAAUGAGAUCUUUAUGAAAUAGUUGUUAUGUUUUAUGCUAUUUUAUUUAAAUAUACUCUUAUUCUAAAAGUA